Molecule: messenger RNA, 3424 nt
Organism: Macrobrachium nipponense
Lineage: Eukaryota; Metazoa; Arthropoda; Malacostraca; Decapoda; Palaemonidae
Product: facilitated trehalose transporter Tret1-like
Exons: 7
Coding region: 455-1813 (452 amino acids)
Biological process (GO): transmembrane transport
Cellular component (GO): membrane
Molecular function (GO): transmembrane transporter activity
Source: RefSeq, a predicted model, not a curated record
GAUGAGUAGUAGCAAAUUUCUCUAGUAUUGAGGUGGUUGACUGCGUCUAAUCCUGCAAUGUCUUUAUUUCUUUAAUUUCAAUGUGUGUAGACUUGAUGGCGACUGUGGUGGAGAGUUUAAAUAAGUACGUACAAGAGUAAAGACUGCACGAGUCAUUGUUAAGGGGCAAGGCUCUCCUGCCGUCAAGCUAAUCCUUCAGUUUAGUGUGGCCAUCACAGCCUUACGAUCAAGUCGUGAUCCCUGCUCCUAUCACUGACAUCUAAGAUUAACGGCACAAAGUAGCGCAAUUCAACAUGGGAUUAAAUGGAAAGCAUUUUCAGAGACCGCUGUCAAUGGAAGCAGAUAUGAAGAAGAAGAAAAGGAAGAAGAGGCGCCAGCUCUACGUCGAAUACGACGCUUGAAAUUGUUUCUGCUGGUUAUUGGUGUUGGCGUUGGGUACACGUCUGCUGGAGGGAUGAUGCUUGCUUGGCCCAACGUGUUUGCUGUGCAUAUGAGUGAGACUAAUUCAACGAUCUACGGCACCGAAAUCCAUUUAGACAGCGUGCAGAUGGAUAUGAUAUCCAGUAUGGUUUUUGUGGGCUCAAUGCCGGGACACCUUUUGGCUGGAUGGCUCGUGGGAACCAUAGGGAGGCGAAAGUCGAUGAUAGCAGCUGGUAUACCGACAAUCCUGGGCACUCUUCUCGUGGCGCUGAGCUAUAACUCCUACAUGCUCAUCUUUGGCAGAUUCCUUGAAGGAGUAGCCUUUGGUAUGACGUUAGUCUCAUCGAGAACUUAUAUAGUAGAAAUUGCUGGUCUCAAUUCCCGUGGCGCUGCUUCUGUGAUAGUCAACGUUAUGACGCAGUUGGGGAGUCUCAUCAUACUAGGCCUAGGCAUUGUGUUCUCCUGGUACUACGUUGCUUUUGUUAGCUGUGGCACCAUGCUCACUUACUGUUGCCUUAUAAUCCCCUCUGUGCCUGAGAGCCCUGCUUACCUAGUUGUCAAUAAGAGAGAAACAGAGGCUUUAGCAGUGCUCCUCCAACUUCGUGGUCCGAACGCAGACAUCCACGAGGAGUUGAGACACAUCAGAAACAUGAAUGAACUAAAUGGCAGCAAAAGGGAAGGCUUCAGAGGACUCUUGCACCCAUCAUACUUGAAAACAUUAUUGGUCCUUUUCUGCCUUUUCUUCAUCGCCAACUUUAGCGGGGUGCAAGUUCUGAAAUCGAACACAGUGCGCAUGUUGCAGUCCUCUGAACUGAAGGUCAACAGAAGCGUGAGCGCCAUAGUAGUUACAGUGGCGCUCCUCGUCGGGAACUCCAUCAUGAUGCUAGUGCUGGACAAAAUAGGGAGACGCUAUUGCCUCAUCUCUUCCUUUUGUCUCAUAGCUGUUGCUUACUACUGCCUCGGCUCUUACUAUUACAUAAUGGAUUAUAGUCACUUGAACCAAGAACUACAUAUUAAGAACCUUCUUCCCGUGACGUCAAAUACCACAGUUGCUUACGACAAUAACUCAAGCGCUGGCGCAGAAACCUUUAAUUGGUCCUGGGUUCCUAUGGCGUGCCUCAUGUUGGCUGCAUUAGGCCAAUCAACGGGCGCGGGACCCAUUCCAUAUAUCUUCAGCUCAGAGUACUUCCCUGCAAAUGUCAGGUCUCAGGGAAUGAGUGUCUGCUCAACAAUGAGCGGACUGCAGUCCUUUGCUGUUCUGCAACUCUUCAGUCCUUUGCAAGAUAAUCUGACAAGUGGAGGGCUAUAUUGGGUUUAUGCUGCGGCAGCAACAGUUGGCAUCCCUUACACAAUCUUCUUUAUUCGAGAAACGAAAGGCAAAAGAGUUGGAUAAAAUUUGAGAAAGUCAAAACCAGUCAAGUAGCUGCUGCGUGCCCCAAGUUCUCUCUUCCAUGACACAAGUGAAAGCCCGAGAAACCCCUUCUGCAAGGACCACUACAUUCACCCCCAACCCUUCAACUUUGCAAUGACUGACGAGAUGUGACGAAGAGUUGGAGGGGUCCAAAAACUUUCUGACCCAAGAGUUAUAUUGAGUUGUUCAUAGUCAAACAGAAGGUGUCUUGAGGUAAGAAAAUGAACAUGUCAGUCAUAUGAAAAUAUGUCAGGACUAGAUUUGAAACUGAGUUCAAGUUACUUAAAACACCAGACUCUCGGCGGCCUCAUCUCUAGUCCUUGUAGCCGGGUGUAGGUAGACCCAGUACCGAUAUCAUAUAGGUUGUAUAAUACGAAUGAUGACAACAUGUUAAAACAGAACUCAGGGAACUGAUGCGGGGCACAUUUAUCUAACGUUACAAUGUUACUAUUAAUAUCAGCUAAAAUGAAUUACACUUCUUAGUGAAAUCAUUAUACGUGAAUUAACGCACAACUAAAUUAACAAUUGAAUAAAAAGCCCACCCCUGUAAACUACAUACAGGAAACCAGCACACACCGCUUAUGCCUUUUAUUUUUAGUUAGGACUUUUGCUUUUAUUAAGAUUCAGUUAAAAAGAGCUAAAAUAAGGGCAGAGCUUACAGAACAUAGCCAGCACUUAGAAUUACACUAAUAAGAAGAGGAAAUUUAACAAGGAUAUCUCAUUUUAGGGACUGAGCUUUUUACCAAACUUAUCCAGUGUGCUCCGUGAGUAGGAAACAUUAAAGAACUUCACACGGAAGAGUGACGUAUGUAAGUCUGAAAACCAUAAGAACUGAAAAUACAGGCAUUAAAUGAAAAUAAGUAAAUAAAAAUAUAUUCCGUCACGUACCGGGUGACUGAUCUAGUGUCAAGACGAGGGUUAGAUGACCAUAUUCCCUUCUGGAGCUAAGAGAAAACUUAAAAGAAGAAGAAAAACGCAAAAUUCACGAUAUGUUCGUGCUUGAUCCCACUCUGAAUUUAGACAAAUGUAGGAGGUGUUACCCAGUGGCUUAAUGACGCUCAAAAAGUCACUGCCUCUGACUCUCGGUGGGAAAAAGUAGGAAAGAGGGAUAUUGCGACUCAGGAAGUCGCCUUUGGUGAGUAUACAGUCGUCAAAUGUAUGCUGAGAAACGAAUGAACUUCCCUUUGUAACACCGUCACUCACCGCUUGGGUUGUCAGCUUUCUCUUGCGUACAAGGAGGACGGACAUUUGUUCGAGGUUGUUACUGUUUGUUACCCAAUUCCAUCUGGUCGCUGCAUUUAUGUCGAGGACUUUCAUCUGGGUAUGGUUUAUUUUGCUGAGGUAGUGAAAUCCUUAUUGGCUUUUGACUAAUGUCAUCUAAAUGGAAAAUUGUUCUGUGAGAUGAUGACAUAUUUGUGCAGAUGGGAAGUGAAGUGGAGAACUCGAGACUUAGCCUAUUUCUAUUUUCCUACUCUAGGUGAAGUUCUUUGCUGUUGUGUUUUUCAUCAAUGUGAUGUUUUUCAUUUAUUGGAGUAAUUUUUUUUUCUUCCUUUUGUGAUGUAUAAUUAUGUACAAUAAACUUUGUUGAACUUU